AUGGCUCUCGGACAGCUCUUCGAACGAGACGAUGCCAAACCUAUUGACAGGACAGUGCAGAAAUGGAACACGGCGACUCAGUCACUAUGCAUCGCCGUAAUGACUCUGUUCUUCCUAAUGCGUGCAUACACCCGAGUCUUCCUUCUCAAUGGCUUUAACAAAGAAGACUGGACCUGUUUGGGUGCUUGGACCGUCUACGUAACCAUGGUCAUGUACGGACCAACCGCAUACCUGACCAAAGUCUCACUCCUCUGGAUCAUGACCCGAGUAUUCAGUCCAUUCCGCAAAGCCGUGACCUUCAUCUACAUCUUCCUCGGUGUCAUGCUGGCCUACUACAUCCCCGCCGUUAUCGUCAAGAUCCGAAUCUGCGACCCGAUCUCCAAAUUCUGGGCACCCGAUCACCCGGGCACUUGUCUCAAUCAGCGUUCCAUUAUCAUGGCCGACGCUGUCGUCAGCGUGGUCAGCGAUCUGAUCAUCCUCCUUGUCCCGUUACCGUUAACCCUGGGUCUACAACUCCCCACGAAGAAGAAGAUGCGAGUCAUGGGUAUUCUGGGUGCAGGGGGUCUCGCCGUUGCAUCGAGUAUCAUCCGACUUAUAUUAAUUGUUUACACGGGCCAGUCGAAGGAUGGCACCAUGGCGUUUAUGCGGAUUAACAUGUUCGGAAACGCUGAAAUCGCCAUCGGCGUCAUCUGCGCCUGUCUCCCUGCCCUUUCGGCGAUCCUCUCCCGCGUCUAUCACGAAUACUCCAACAGCAACAAAGCCACCGGCGGAACCUCUGGCCACGAGCUAAGCAAGAUGAAGAACCAGAGCCGCAGCAUGAAAACCGACAAAAGUCGAAGCCGCAUGAGCUAUCUGGAGAUGACCUCGGACCAGGACGUUCUGAUGCAUAAUGCUCAAAGCGAGCCGAAGGUUGAAACGACCGUUCACGGAGAUCGGAAUUAUUAUGGAGGCGAGACCCCUGGUGGAUCGCUCGCUAUCUUCAAAACGGUUGAUGUUGAGACUUCUGUAACGAGGAGGGAGUGA
This is a messenger RNA of Aspergillus pseudotamarii, 1023 nucleotides long. Its product is annotated as putative integral membrane protein. The coding region runs from base 1 to 1023 and encodes 340 amino acids. The transcript is spliced from 4 exons. Lineage: Eukaryota; Fungi; Ascomycota; Eurotiomycetes; Eurotiales; Aspergillaceae. The record is from RefSeq and is a predicted model, not a curated record.